Brugia malayi is the source of this 1494-nucleotide messenger RNA. RefSeq lists its product as uncharacterized. Lineage: Eukaryota; Metazoa; Nematoda; Chromadorea; Rhabditida; Onchocercidae. The transcript is spliced from 11 exons. Gene Ontology annotation, biological process: nervous system process; signal transduction; chloride transmembrane transport. The record is from RefSeq and is a predicted model, not a curated record. Gene Ontology annotation, cellular component: synapse; neuron projection; membrane. The coding region runs from base 1 to 1494 and encodes 497 amino acids. Gene Ontology annotation, molecular function: neurotransmitter receptor activity; transmembrane signaling receptor activity; chloride channel activity.
AUGCUAUCACUUUUAUUGAGUACAAUUAUUUUUACUUUUAUUCUAUUUGAUAAAGCAACUGCUCGACGUCGAAAAUGCCCAGAUGGAUUUUGGAAGGAAGAUGCUAUUAUACAAGCGCUAAUGGAAAAUUAUACUAAAAUAUUACCUGAAAUUGAAGAUGCUGUACAAGUAGAUGUUGAAAUACAUGUACAGGAUGUUUCAGCAUUGAAUGAAAUUACCGCUGAUUUUAACGUUGACAUUUUAUACACACAAUUAUGGAAUGAUCAAUCAUUAAGUUUUGCUAAUUAUAAUGCUUGCAAGCGAAAUAUAACAAUGGAAUCAAAGUUUAUAACACAUAUUUGGACACCAAAUACAUGUAUAAUUAAUGCAAAACGAACAAUGAUACAUGCUUCACCAACUGAUAAUAUUAUGGUUAUCUUAUAUGAAAAUGGUACUAUAUGGGUUAAUUAUCGAAUGUCUGUCAAAGCACCUUGUGAUCUUGACCUGAGAAUAUUUCCUUUUGAUACUCAAUCUUGUACUUUAAGAUUUGAAUCAUAUUCGCAUAAUAAAGAUGAAGUAACAUUACGAUGGAUGAAAAAUGCGAUUACAUUAAUGAAACCGGUUCAGUUACCGGAUUUCGAUUUAGUAUGUUAUAGGACAAAUAAUGAGACAAUACUUUAUCCAAAUGGUUAUUGGGAUCAACUUCAGGUUAUUUUUACUUUUAAACGACGUUACGGAUUUUAUAUUCUACAAGCAUAUAUACCAACUUAUUUAACAAUUAUUGUUAGUUGGGUUGGCUUUUGCAUGGAACCUAAGGCAUUGCCAGCACGCACAACGGUUGGUGUGUCAUCUUUGCUUGCUUUGACAUUUCAAUUUGGUAAUAUUCUCAAAAAUCUUCCACGAGUUUCAUAUAUUAAAGCUAUGGAUGUUUGGAUGCUCGGUUGUAUUACAUUUGUUUUUUGUACAAUAGUUGAAUUAGCAUUUGUAUGCUUCAUAACACGUUGUUUUGGUGGAAAUUUGAAGAAAAAAAUAACAAGAAAACAACGACAAUGUAAACAACAUCGUUCACAACAAUUAUGCUUGUCAUCAGUAUCACCAAAUACUAAUGAUAUUUAUCAUCGUCCUGAUUGCUUAUCAAGAACUUACUCAUUAUUUCCAUCAACAAAUUUAAUGCAUGGAAGAAAACAAAAGGGAAAAUUGCAAAAUAAUACGAUGGAAGCAUCAAUCUUUCGAAAAUUACCAUCACCAUCAUUAAGUAUACAAAAUUUAUCUCAUCCUACUCAUAUUUCAGAGGUUACAAAUUUCGAUGUUGAUGGAUUAUUUACAUCUGAAAAGGCCACUUAUCCUAAUCGAUAUUCCGGUAAACGAAGUUUAUUAACAAUUGAUAUUAGACCGGAAACGGUUGACAAAUUAUCACUUGUAUGCUUUCCACUUGCAUUUACUCUUUUCAAUCUUGUAUAUUGGUGGUACUAUUUAUUCAGUACACUCGAACAUAGUGGAGGAAUGACAGAAUAG